AUGCGAAAGCAUUUGGAUACCCGACCCUUGUUGUUUGCUGCUGGCAAGGUCUCUGUCGUCAUCCACUUGCGCCGAUCCGACCUGGAACGUGGCGAUACGCGUGCCACACCAGACGAGUACUACUACCGUUUGGCCAAGGAAAUUGGUCAGAUCUUACCUGCCGAGCUCUUGGAUUUUCAUGUGUGGAGCUCCACCAAGAAUAUCCCGGCAUAUGACUAUCACUACUGGACAUCGAAGGAUUACGAUGGCUAUCGGGAGCGUGGCAUGACAGUGCACUUGGAUGAACAGAUUGACAACAAUGAUGAUAUGAUCAAAGCGUGGACGCACAUGGCGAGAGCAGAUAUUUUCAUCAUGUCGCAAAGCUCAUUUUCCAUGGUGCCUGCAUACAUGAACACCAACUGUGUGAUAUACCCCUCCAAUAUCGAUGCACCACUGGAGAACUGGAUCAAUGGAAGAAACGAGGCUCGAGAAAGUUACAAGCAAGAGCUUGAAGCAUGUGUGGGCCGUGCCCAGAAGCAUGCGGGUGUGGCAGCUACCACAGGCUCGGCCGGUGUUGAGAACGAGAAGGUUCCUCAGGUUCGAGAGAAGACCGAGAUGGAAAGCAAGACAUGCAACCUCAAGGUGUGCAACUUGCACGAAGCACAAGUGCCCAGACUGUACAUUCUGGAGCACACGGAUGGCGCUGGUCAUCGUAUGAAGUCCAUCUUGGAAGCCAUUGCCAUCGCCUGGCGGAACACGCUCAACUUCGGUGGUGUGGUCGGUCAACUGCAGCCCCUCACGGAUCAACACAUCAACUUCCGCGUCAUCGUCGACGCCCUCUUCGGCCCGGACGCCUCCCGAGACUUCUUCCUUUACAACAUCAGCUCUCGGCCUAACUUCGCGAUGGAGUUCGAGAACGUGCGGAAGCUCGAAGCAGGCGCCAAGCAGCUCCCUGCUGGAGCGUUGGUCUACUGCAGCGCAGUGAAUGAAUGGACCGGACCUCAGUUCCAACACACAAGGCCGGAACUGAAAGGACCCAGCCACGUUCAACACCAUGAACACAUCCAACUUGGAUGUCUUGUUUUGUCCUGGUUUGGCCCAAACUCGCGAAACUCGCAUGUCCCAUGUGAGUCGCCUUCGAGUUGCGUACAUGGUGUAACAUUGUGA
Durusdinium trenchii is the source of this 1146-nucleotide messenger RNA. The record is from the annotation of a GenBank genome assembly. Lineage: Eukaryota; Dinophyceae; Suessiales; Symbiodiniaceae.